UCAGUUACUGGCCGACAAGAAAACCUACCAAACCAAUUAAAUUGAAGCUUCCAACUUUAUUAUCCCUUCACGCGGCUUUGAGAUUAUUCCCAUCGAAGAAAGAAAAUAAGCUCUAUUAUUAUUCAACACUACGCUCUUCUGCGCUCUCGUUCCCAAAGAACUUUCUUGAUUUCUUCUACUGAUCUCCUCUGAUAAGCAUACCAGAAACAAUGGCUGCUGAGGUUGUGGGUGGAGCAUUUCUCUCUGCUUUUCUUCAGGUCGUUUUUGAUAGGCUGGGUACUACUUCUAGCACAAACAACUGCUUCGGGUCAAGAAAGCUCGUGGAUCAAUUGCUCCACGACCUCAAGAUCAACCUCAUCUCUGUGAAUGAAGUGCUUGAUGAUGCAGAAGCAAGGGAAUACACAAGCUCUAAUGUCAAGGAGUGGCUUCAGGAGCUCAAACAUACUGUUUAUGUGGCUGAUGACCUCUUAGAUGAGAUUGCUACAAAGGCGAUCAGGUUAAAGAUCGAAGCUAAGACUCAACCUGCUACCAGUAAGGUACGACGCUUCUGUACUUGUUUUGUUAAUUCAUUUGACAAACGCAUGGAAGCUAGAAUCCAGGAAGUGCUUCACGACCUGGAUUUGCUUAAAGAACAAAAGGAUGCUCUGGGAUUGAAGAAAAUCUCUGGUGGUCGUAGCGAGAUUGGAGUUGGUGGGAAAGUAUCCUCUAGAUUGCCAACUACAUCUCUGGUGGCUGAUGAGUCCCGCAUAUAUGGUAGAGAUGGUGAUAAAGAAGAAAUAAUUCGUCUUUUACUUAAUGAAGAUCUGAGCAGGGGCCCACUGUCUGUGAUCUCUGUAGUGGGUAUGGGUGGUUCGGGGAAAACCACUCUUGCUCAACUGGUGUACAAUGAUCGGAGGAUGAAGGAUCAAUUUCAGCUCAAAGCUUGGGUGUGUGUUUCCGAAGAAUUUGAUGUUUUCCGAAUUACAAAAACAAUACUUUCUGCACUUGACUGUCCAAUAACAGAACAUGAAGAUCUAAAUCAGCUUCAAUUGAAACUGCAAGAGAAAUUGACGGGGAAGAAAUUGUUGCUGGUUCUCGACGAUGUCUGGAAUGACCAGAAAUCCGAUUUGGAAUCAUUACAAGUUCCUUUUCGUUCUGGGGCUUCUGGAAGUAAGAUCCUUGUUACAACACGUGAUAAAAAGGUAGCAUCAGCCAUGGUCUCUGUUGAAGUGCAUCGCAUAGCUUUACUGAAUGAAGAAGAUGGUUGGAAGUUAUUUGAGGAACAUGCGUUCAAAAACAACGAUGCUAGCUUGUGUUCAAGUCUACAGGCAAUUGGCAAAAAAAUUAUUGAAAAGUGCGACGGGUUGCCUCUGGCCAUAAAAUCAUUGGGUAGCCUCUUGCAAACAAAAUUUUCAGAGAACUAUUGGAAUGAAAUUCUUGAGAGUGAGAUAUGGCAGUUACCAAAGAGUAAUAUAAUGCCAGCUCUACGGCUAAGUUAUCAUUAUCUUCCUUCUCAUUUGAAGAGGUGUUUUGCGUUCUGUUCUAUAUUUCCUAAAGACUUUGAAAUUGACAAGGAGUCUCUAAUCCAAAUGUGGAUGGCAGAGGAUUUGAUACGUUGCAACCAAGGAAAUAAAAGUGUGGAGGAAUUGGGGAAUGAAAUUUUGGAAGAACUAGAAUCAAGGUCAUUUGUUGAGAAAUCAAGAUUUGAUGAUGACAAAUUAAUCAUGCACGACCUGAUAAAUGAUUUAGCGAAAUCAGUCUCCGAAGGAUUUUGUUUGAUGAUGGAGGGUGAUAAGGUGCAAAAUAAUAUUAAUGAAAGGAUACGCUACUGUUCAUUCUCAACUUUUGUCAGAAAGGAUGAAUUAUCAUUGGAACCUAUUUAUGAGUGUGAGCAGUUACGAUGUUUUGCUACUCUACCACGAGAAAUGUACGGUCCUAUUGGUGGUAAGGUUGAGGUUGAAAUGUUUUCAAGAUUUAAGCACCUGCGAGUUUUGAGCUUGAAUUUGGUUUCAACUAUCACUAAAUUAAGUGAUGGUAUAAGGAAUUUAAAGCACCUUCGUUAUUUAGACCUCUCUCGUAGUAGGAUUAAAAAGUUACCCGAUUCAAUCGGCACCGUGUAUAAUUUGCAAACUUUGAAAUUGAUCUGCUGCCGUGAAAUUGUUGAGUUACCCGAGGAUUUGUACAAAUUAAUGAAUUUGCAUUAUUUAGACCUUUCAGGUACUGGGAUCAGCAAGUUACCUGAUUCAAUUUGUAAGGUGCUCAGUUUGCAAUCGUUGAAAUUGGGAGGGUGUAGGUCUUUGGCUGAAUUGCCAGCAGAUUUGCACAAUCUCAUCAAUCUUCGACAUCUUGAUUUGGUUGGGACUAACAUAAGGGAGAUGUCAAUAAACAUUGGAAGGAUGGAACAUCUUCAAGUAUUGACAAGAUUCUGUGUGGGAAAGCAAAGCUGGCCCAAUAUUAGAGAGUUAGGAAAAUUCAAUAUUAGAGAGUUAGGCAGGCUUGAGAUUUUUGAGUUGGAUAACAUCAACGAUCCAAUGGAUGCCAAGGUGGCCAAUAUGAAAGAGAAGAAUCACUUGAAAAACUUAACUUUGCGAUGGAGUGGAAACAAUGUGGAUUCACAAAAUGAAAUGUCCGUUUUGGAGGCUCUUCAACCUCAUAUCAACUUGAACCAUCUUGUUAUUAAAAACUAUGGUGGCACAAGGUUUGCGGACUGGAUGGAUGCUCCUUAUCUACCUAAUUUAGUAUCUGUUGACUUGAGGGCAUGUAAAUAUUGCUUUUGUUUACCACCACUUGGGCAGCUGCCCUCUCUAAAGAUGCUUCGAAUUUCUAAAUUAGAAGGAAUAAAGGAGAUUGGGUCAGAGUUUUACGGGGAGAAUUUAUCAAUUGCUCCGUUUCCAUCCCUUGAAAAUUUGCUAAUUAAAGAUAUGGGGGAAUUGGAAGAAUGGAAGCAUUUUGAAGGUGAAUGUUUUCCUCGCCUUGAACUCAUGUUUAUAGAAAGCUGUCCGAAAUUAAGGAAAUCCCUUCCUCUACGCCUUCCAUGUUUGGGAUAUCUAUUAAUUACAGGAUGUGAAGGCUUGGAACUUGAAUCAUUCCCUAUUAAACAUUCCUCUUAUCCGAAACUCGAAAAUAUCACCCUUUCUGGCAUGACCCAUCUGAAGUCACUUCUUGAAGACAUGCAUGCACAGCUCCCCUGUCUUCGUUCUUUAGAGCUGAAGAGAUGUCCACAGCUACAAUUGGUUCCUCAAAGAGGUUUUCCUUCAAGCCUUGUCAGGAUUUCAAUAAAAAGUUGUCCGAAACUCAUAGCUUGUCGUAUGAGCUGGGGCUUGCACAAGCUUCAUUCUCUACAAGAGUUAUCCGUGGGUGGUCAUGAUUUUGAAGAUGCCGCGUCUUUCUUAGAAGAGCAACAUUUGCCGCCCAAUCUAACAUCUCUUUUUCUCAAUGGAUGUUCAAAUUUGACAAAAAUAAACAACAAUGGCCUUCUCUCCCUCACAUCUCUUCGAUCCUUAGAGAUUUGGGAUUGCCCAAAUCUCCAUUCUUUUCCAGAGGAAGGUUUACCCGACUCCCUUUCUUCAAUACAUAUUGGAGGAAAUAGUCCAUUACUAAAGCAGCGGUACCAACAAAAAGUGGAUGGACCAGGCUGGCAUAAAAUUUCUCACAUUCCAGAGGUGUAUAUGGAUUAGAUGGAACUGCAUUCCCUUACAGUUCAUUCAUUCAUUCACCUGGGAGUUAUGAUGCAUAUGUAGAGUUUCGUCCCUAAUAUUCUUUCUUAAUUAGGAAUGCUUAGCCAAUUAUCAAGUCUUUGGACUAUCCUGAGUUUCCUCAGCAUCUCAUGGUGCUUUUCCAGUAGGCAACAUGUGAUUUCGCUAAUGAUACUACUCUUACAUUGUUGAAAUGCUAAGCCCAAUACCAUAGAUGUGGACCAUCCUGAGUUUCAAUGUACGAAAGGCAAAUUUGUGAAUAUCCCAUCCUCGCAUGAAAUCUUGUCCAUAGAACCACAUGCUUGAAGCUUCCGCUAGCCGACCUUAUCUUCCCAUGUGCAGGUAGUCCUAGUUGUGGUCUUCAUCUUCCUCGGCAUUGUUCUAUGAGAAAGUUAUCAAAAGUGCAGAUGAACAAUGGGUUGGAUUUGAAUCUGAAAUAAAUUUGCCAAUCUUGUCCAUGAAAGCUGCAACAAGUGAACAACUGGCGAAAACCAAUGGCACACAUGAAAUUUAUGGAUUAGUUGCAAACGAUCAAUGAAAUGCUAAGCCGAAGACCAUGUCUUUGGACUAUCUUGAGUCUCAUGUAUAUAUGUAAACCAAAUCUACGAAUUGUCCAUAGAACCACUUGCUUGAAGCUUCCACUAUGCUAGUGGUAGUCUUCAUUCUUGGCAGUUGACGGUAUUCUUUGAGGAAGUUAUCAAAAGUGCAGAUGAACAAUGGUGCUUUUAAUUUUCUAUGGAUAUUUUAGUUUGGUUCUUGUUUGGCUCUUUAACAUGCAAGGAAGUAAGGAGGACCUAUCAUUUUCCAUCAGAGGGGUGUGGAUGUUCUUACUCUGCUUUGGCUCAUUUUUGUUUUGUACAACUAGACUUCGGUUGGUCUUAUUGAAGUGACCAACACACAGCAUUGAUUCUAUGUGAGAUCAGUUUAUGUGAGAUCAAUUACCUGAAAAAUUUUCUCCUCUUUUAGCCUCGGCUGGAUUUGACUCUGGAACAAAACUACGUACCAGCUUGUCAAUCAAUGUAGCAACAAAUGAAACAACUGCCAAAAACUAACAGCAUGAGGGAAAAUUCAAAUGGUUGAAUUAGUCUCCCAUGAUUCAAAAAUGCUAAGGAAAGAUCAUGUCUUUGGAUUAUCAUGAGUUUCAAUGUAUGUGAAGCAAAUUUGUGAUGAUCACAUCCUCACAACAAAUCUUGUCCACGGAACCACAUGCUUGAAGCCUCCACCAUUUCUAACCUUAUCUUCCCAUGUGCUGCUAUUCCUAGUUCUGGUCUUCAUCGUCCACAGCAUUUGAUGGUAUUCUUGUGCAAGUUGUCAAAAGUGCAGAUGAACAAUGGGGUUGGAUAGGGUGGGAAUAUGGUUCUGGACAUAUUAACUGGAAUCUUUGCUGGUUGCAGUCAAGCGGUGGAAACCGAAUGCUUUGGUGCCUAGCAUGCUGUAUUUUCAAUUAUGACAAUGCCCAGUGCCAUUCAUGGCUUGAUUCUUAAGGGUGGAAGGCUUUUAUCUUGAUGUCUUUGGGAGCAUGAGGAGCUUGUUGAUUUGUCAGAAUAAGUGAAGUAGUGUAGUGCCAAUGUUUGAACCAUUUCAUGUACAUUUUUCUGAAUUUGCAAGCAUGCUAGAGAUGCUGUCAAAGCUAUUAAAACAACAACAAAAAAUGAUGGGUAAAAAAAAAAAAAAAAGGCUUUGUGGCAAAUCCCAAUAGCUAACUUCAUUUAGUCAAGGUUCUACAGUGUUGUGCUGAAUGAUCCAUUCCUCUGAUGAACAAUGCAAGAGAUCAUAUUCAUAGUUAGGGAAGAAUCAUGUUCCAUGCUACAAUUGUCAACAAAUUAAAUUUAGUGGUCGGUCCUUUGUUGUUGAGCUUGUAAAUUGUUUUGUUUCUAUUCAAUGUACGCUAGUUGGUCCAGAGAGACCUAUUCAAAGGGUAUUUCAAAUUAUGAGCUAAUAUAUUACUGUAUAUAUUGGUCAUUUAGAGAUUGCAACUCUCCAUGUGGUAACCGAAUUCAUAUGUUCCUUCAAAUGCCUUUUGUUUAUCCCCUUUAUUUCUUUUC
Prosopis cineraria is the source of this 5719-nucleotide messenger RNA. RefSeq names its product putative disease resistance RPP13-like protein 1. Gene Ontology annotation, biological process: defense response to other organism. The record is from RefSeq and is a predicted model, not a curated record. NCBI's taxonomy places the organism in Eukaryota, Viridiplantae, Streptophyta, Magnoliopsida, Fabales, Fabaceae. The transcript has 11 exons. Gene Ontology annotation, molecular function: ADP binding. The coding region runs from base 210 to 3656 and encodes 1148 amino acids.